Messenger RNA from Bactrocera neohumeralis, 1323 nucleotides. RefSeq names its product coiled-coil-helix-coiled-coil-helix domain-containing protein 2 (gene Chchd2). The transcript is spliced from 3 exons. Gene Ontology annotation, cellular component: nucleus; mitochondrion. Bases 163 to 648 code for a protein of 161 amino acids. NCBI's taxonomy places the organism in Eukaryota, Metazoa, Arthropoda, Insecta, Diptera, Tephritidae. Gene Ontology annotation, biological process: mitochondrion organization. The record is from RefSeq and is a predicted model, not a curated record.
AGCUGAAAGUUAAACGUCAGUUUAAAACAGAAAAUACAAGAAUAAAGAUAUAAUAAAGCGAAAGGCACUUAGCCAAUUUUACAAGUGAUUUUUCAAGCGAUAAAGAAAAUCAGUGAUAUUUAUUAUUUCAAAUAUUUAAUUAAUUAAAACAAAUUUGCAAAAAUGGUACGACGUGGACGUUCAGCUAGCCCACCACCAGCCACCAGAAGGAGUGUGCCCACACAUCAUGCACCUGCUCCAACACCAAAUGUGCCGGCACGCACAGCUCCGGCAGCACCCCCAGCACCAGUACAAGCAGCACCCAGUGCUGUUGGCGCACCACAGCAGCCAUCAAUGUUCCAACAAAUGGCAGCUACCGCUGGCGGUGUAGCUGUUGGUUCAGCAGUGGGUCACACUCUUGGCGCCGGUAUUACUAGCUUGUUCAGCGGUUCUGGUGAUAAGGAGGCUGCCGCUCCCGCUGCUGCAGCAGCUCCACCAGCUCAACAGCAAUAUUAUGGCAAUGCUGCUCAGCCCAACGAACCUCAAGGUGCAUGCGCUUGGGAAAUUAAACAGUUCCUGCAGUGCGCCCAAGGCCAAUCUGACUUAACACUCUGCGAGGGCUUCAAUGAGGCGCUACGACAGUGCAAGGUUCAACAUCACUUGCAAUAAAUUGUGGGCAUUACAUCAACAAACUUCAAUUAUUUAAAUAUUCAACCCGUUAUAUAAUGCUUGCUAUAAUACAAUAUUAAUCUAUGAAGUAAUUGUGAACAUAAAAAAUUUAGUUUAGAUUUUUAAAGUUCCAUGAUUGAUUGAUUUUUCUGUGUUGUGAAAGAAAGGAGAAAUUGAAUGUUUCGGAUGAUAGGCGAAAGUCAAUAGAUCGAAUAACAAGCGCAUUUUGUUAAAUAUUUCUAGAAAAAUCUACGCAGAAAAUAUGUGCAAACAGAUAACGUGGAAGCGUUAAUUGGCAAAUGACCAAAAACACAUCAGAUCACACCACUAAACACAAAACAAAAAAAAAAACAACAAUUAGCAACUCACGUGCUGCAAGCACACGCCGAGUCAUCAAAACAAAAUAGCAAAUGCAGUUGUUGUUCGCUAUUGACACUGCAACACAGAGCAGGGAAGAAAGCAAGGACCGAAAUAAUUUCCACAUAAUUGUGAAUACUAGAUUUAUUUUUAGUUACUAAGUUUAUUUCGUGUAAUUAUGAAAUUGAUGAAGGCUCAUGUUAAAGAAUGGUAGAAUUGUAGUCAAAUUUGUGCCAAAUAUUUAGCGCUCCAAUCGCAAUUGAAAUUUUCUUGCAAAUACGCUAAAUUCUAAUAAAAACUGUUCGGCACCAUUAAAAA